Molecule: messenger RNA, 1432 nt
Organism: Quercus lobata
Lineage: Eukaryota; Viridiplantae; Streptophyta; Magnoliopsida; Fagales; Fagaceae
Product: UDP-glycosyltransferase 74E2-like
Exons: 2
Coding region: 77-1432 (451 amino acids)
Molecular function (GO): quercetin 7-O-glucosyltransferase activity; quercetin 3-O-glucosyltransferase activity
Source: RefSeq, a predicted model, not a curated record
UACCUCUUCAAAAGCAAAUAGUCAACAAUUUUUCCUCCUUUUAACUUCUUGGGAGCAGAGAGAGCACUAGAGAAAAAUGGAGAGGGAAACUCAUAUCCUAGUGAUUCCUUAUCCCAUACAAGGUCACAUAAACCCAAUGCUCCAAUUCUCAAAGCGCCUAGCCUCAAAGGGUCCUAGAGUCACAUUUGUCACUACCACUUCUAUUAGCAAGUCUAUACAAGCCCAAGCCAGCAGCUCUGUCAACUUUGAGAUCAUCUCUGAUGGCUCCGAGGAAGUCAAAAAUCAGGAAACCAUCGAUGAAAGUGUCCAGCGUUUCAAGUCAAAGGUCUCAGAAAGCUUAGCAAAGCUCAUCCAGAGACAUAAUAGCUCCAAAUACCCUCCAAAGUUUCUUGUGUAUGAUUCAGUUAUGCCAUGGGCUUUAAACAUUGCUCGACAACUUGGCAUAGAUGGAGCUCCAUUUUUCACUCAGUCGUGUGUGGUUAAUGCCAUCUAUUAUCAUGCUCAUCGAGGAGAAAUUAAGAUGCCCUUAGAAGAAGGGUCUUCAAUAUCAUUGCCUUCGAUGCCAUCACUAGGGAGCAAUGAUCUGCCUUCGUUUCUUUUUGAUACGGGCUUGUACGCAGCUCUGCAAAACCUUUUAGUGAAUCAAUUCUCAAAUUUCCAGGAUGCGAAUUGGCUCUUGUGCAACACUUUUGACAAGUUGGAAGAUGAGAUAGUAAAUUGGAUGGCAAGCCAAUGGUCUAUUAUAACAAUUGGACCAACUAUUCCAUCAAUGCACUUAGAUAAGCGGUUGGAGGAUGACAAAGAUUAUGGUCUUAACCUAUUCGAGCCUAAUAUGGACACUUGCAUGAAGUGGCUAGACACAAAAGAAAUUGGCUCAGUGGUUUAUAUAUCAUUUGGAAGCUUGGCAACCCUUGGAGAAGAACAGAUGGAGGAGAUAACAUGGGGACUAAAGAAUAGCAAUUGCCACUUCUUAUGGGUAGUUAGAGAAUCUGAAGUAAAACAGCUUCCCAUAAAUUUUCUGCAAGAAACAACAGAGAAGGGAUCAGUUCUGAGUUGGAGCCCUCAACUAGAAGUAUUAGCUAACAAGGCAGUUGGGUGCUUCAUGACUCACUGUGGAUGGAACUCGACGCUUGAGGCAUUGAGUUUGGGAGUGCCAAUGGUUGCAAUGCCACAAUGGACAGAUCAACCAACUAAUGCAAAGUUCAUUGUGGAUGUGUGGAAGGUAGGGGUUAGGAUUAAAUUGAAUGAAAAAGGCAUUGCUACCAAGGAAGAGAUAGAGCUAUGCGUAAAGGAAGUAAUAGAGGGAGAGAGAGGGCAAAAGAUGAAGAUGAAUUCAUUAAGAUGGAAAGAAUUGGCUAAAGAGGCAAUGGAUGAAGGUGGAAGUUCAAAUAAAAAUAUAGAGAAAUUUGUAGCAAAACUUGCACACUCCUAA